AGUGCCAUCGGCCGCAGCCUCCCGCUGCUCCGAACGGCCCAUCCCGAGACUGCCACCGCCUCCUGGGCUCACACACUGCUUGUCGAAGUGGGUGUUCAGGGGUUUGCUCUUCUCUCGCCAUCACUGAGGCUGUACCUGGAGGAAGGGAACCAAAAGUCCCCUCACGGCCCACCCCACACCCUUCAGUCUCCCUCCGAAGAGGAGGCAAGGGAAAGGCACCCUGUUCAGCUUCAGGCAGCUGUGAUCUGCGAGAGCUGUGAGCUCUGGCUCAGCGGGAGGAGGACACAGGAGCUGAGCCAGUCAGCUACAGAUUACUGGAAGGCACGAGCAUGACUCUACUCAUUGACAAAGGAGAGGAGCUCACUGAGAGGAGGUGAAAUCACAUCUUAAAACUCUAGGUAAAAAACAGCUCUAAAGAGCUCAUUAUUGGAUGUCAACAUGAAAGCAGGAAUCUACAUACUUCUCUUAAGUGAAAUAUGUUUUGAAUUCAUCCAGGCUGAUAUCAAACCUAAAUUUCCAAAGGAGGAAAAAGAGAUUAAUUUCUUGGAAAGAAAUAACAUCAGUAUUUCCAAAGAGUGGUAUCAUCACAAAAAUAUCUCUAAGCCUUUUGAACACCAAGGUUUUGAAGACCAAGGUCUUGAAGUCUUCACUCUUCACAACUUCACUGAAAAGACUGCAAAUUUUGGUUUUAACCUCUACAGAAAAAUUGCAAUGACACAUGAUAACAAUGUAAUCAUCUCUCCAUUUUCUGUGUCAGCUCUCAUGAGUGUCUAUAUGAUGGCAGCCAAAGGAGAAACACACAGACAAAUUGUAAAAGGUCUAAACCUCCAUGCUGUGAAGGACAGAGCGGAUCGCCAACAUUUACCAGCUUUGUUUAAACAACUGACAGGUAACAUCACAAUGAAUGAGGAAUUUCUCCUUGUGCAAGGUGUUCUUUCUUUUAUUCAAAAGGACUUCAAACUCAAGGAGUCUUUCCUGAAUUUAUCUAAGCAGUACUUUGAUAUGGAAUUCCUGAAAGUGGACUUUGAAAAUUUAACUCAGGCAAAACUUUUCAUCAAUCAAAACAUUAACAAAAUGACCAAAGGAAAAAUCCCAAGGCUUUUUGAAGAGCUGGACCGCCAUAAUAAAGUGGUGCUUGUGGACUACAUUUUCUUUAAAGGUAAAUGGGUCUAUCCAUUUAAUUCCAAAUUCACGGAAAUUGAGACUUUCCACAUAAACAAAUACAGAAGUGUACAGGUACCCAUGAUGUUCAAGUCAGAUAAAAUUAAUUCCACUUUUGAUGAGAACUUAAGAUGCACUGUGAUUAAGAUACCUUACAAAGGGAAUGCCCACAUGCUGAUUGUUAUCCCAGAAAAAGAGGGAGACUACAUUUCAAUUGAAGACCAUUUGUCUACAGAGCUUGUGGAAUCCUGGCUUGGAAACAUGAAAACCAGAAAAGUGGAUAUUUCAUUUCCAAAGUUUAAACUAGAGCAAAAAUACAAACUGAAGAAACUGCUUCAAGGUCUUGGAAUUAAAAAGCUCUUUACACGUUCAGCAGAUCUUAGUCAUUUGACAGAUCACGAAUAUGUAGCAGUUUCACAGGUUGUCCAAAAUGCAGUUAUUGAAGUGGAUGAGGAAGGAACUGAGGCUGCAGCAGCAAGUGGCUCAGAAAUAACUGCAUUCGCAGUGCCUCCUGUCAUCAGAGUGGACCGGCCAUUCCUUUUCAUGAUUUUUGAAGAAACUUUUAAAACAUUACUGUUCAUUGGCAGGGUGGUUGAUCCAACAGAAAUGUGAAUAAAGGUAAUAGUUUCUAUUCUUUGGUAUGUAAGACACUUUAUUUUUAUUA
Molecule: messenger RNA, 1825 nt
Organism: Haemorhous mexicanus (house finch)
Lineage: Eukaryota; Metazoa; Chordata; Aves; Passeriformes; Fringillidae
Gene: SERPINA10
Product: serpin family A member 10
Exons: 6
Coding region: 439-1773 (444 amino acids)
Biological process (GO): negative regulation of endopeptidase activity; blood coagulation
Molecular function (GO): serine-type endopeptidase inhibitor activity
Source: RefSeq, a predicted model, not a curated record